CCCGGUAGUAUCUCUUCUCCAGCAAAGGUUCCCAGUACCGGCGCCACUUGCCACCUGGGAUCUCGGGGGACUCAGGGGCCGGCGUGCGGGAGGCGGGCACUGCUCGGGGUGACAGCGCGAGAGCAUGGCAGCGCAUCUGCGCUGGCUGAGCGCGGGUCCCUGCUGGCGCGCGGUGCGGGGCGCUUGCGGGGAGCUGCGCGCCUGCGGGGAGCUGCGCGCUUGGUCUCCGCGCUGCGCAGCCGGACGCCUGUGCCGCCCCCUUGGAACCGCUUGCCGCGAGCAGAGCCGCGGCCUGGGGUACGGCCCCCGGGUGGGAAGCGGCUCCCGGCUGAGGACUCGGCUAGCUGCGGGGCUGGCGGGGCUGGUGGGACUGGCCGCCGCCGCCUUCGGGCACGUGGAGCGGGCGGAGAUGGUGCGCAAGAGCUCCGGGGCGCAGAGCGCUUCGCCCGGCAGGCCCGAGGAGGAGGAGAACGAUGAGCUGGCCCGCCGCUGCCGCUGCUUCAUGGCCCCGCCGGUGACCGACCUGCGCGAGCUGCGGAGGCGGCCGGACGACAUGAAAAGCAAGAUGGAGCUCCUGAUACUGGAGACCCAGGCCCAGGUGUGCCAGGCGCUAGCACAGGUGGACGGGGGCGCUCGCUUCUCUGUGGACCGGUGGGAGAGGAAGGAAGGAGGUGGUGGCAUCAGCUGUGUACUUCAAGAUGGGCAUGUUUUUGAAAAGGCUGGGGUUAGCAUUUCUGUCGUUCAUGGAAACCUUUCUGAGGAAGCGGCAAAACAAAUGAGAAGCAGAGGAAAACUGCUGAAGGCAAAAGAUGGUAAAUUGCCGUUUUCUGCCAUGGGCGUGAGCUCUGUCAUUCACCCCAAGAAUCCUCAUACUCCUACUAUCCAUUUCAACUACAGAUACUUUGAGGUGGAAGAAGCUGAUGGUAACACCCUGUGGUGGUUUGGCGGUGGAUGUGACCUUACCCCAACAUACUUGAACCAAGAGGAUGCAGUCCAUUUUCACAGGACUCUCAAGGAGGCAUGUGACCAGCAUGGUCCAGAUCUCUAUCCCAAAUUUAAAAAGUGGUGUGACGAUUACUUUUUUAUAGCCCACCGUGGGGAGCGGAGGGGUAUCGGGGGUAUCUUUUUUGAUGACCUCGACUCUCCGUCCAAGGAGGAGGUGUUUCGCUUUGUGGAGAGCUGUACUCAGGCCAUCAUUCCUUCUUAUGUCCCCCUCGUGAAGAAGCACUGUAAUGACGCCUUCACUCCCCAGGAGAAGCUGUGGCAGCAGCUCCGAAGAGGACGGUAUGUAGAAUUUAACCUGCUCUAUGAUCGGGGUACAAAGUUUGGCCUCUUCACUCCGGGAUCCAGGAUCGAAAGCAUCUUGAUGUCUUUACCUCUCACUGCCCGAUGGGAGUACAUGCAUUCACCCUCAGAGAACUCCAAAGAAGCUGAAAUUCUGGAAGUUUUGCGCCACCCAAGGGACUGGGUACCUUGAUGCAGACAGAGCAGCCUUCCUGGGGCCUGGGGGACUCUCAGCGCCCCUCCUGUUCCACUGGCCGACACCACCCCCAUGGCGUGGCUCUUGGUCACCUGUGUCUUAGAGCUCCGGUCUUCUUUCUCUACCCUGGAGUCUGCCUCCUUGACAGGUGGUGAAAUGUGUUUUAAGCACCGGAAGCUUCCGCCAGAUGCUGUUGGUGAUGGGUGGUGAGGUGGCAGCUUGUCAGCUGGUUGAUGUAAAAACUCAUUUGUACUUUAGAAUCAUUUUAUAUGACAAGUUUACAAACAACGAUGUUGUAUUUCCGAGAAUUGAUUAAGGGGAUCUAACUCAUAAUUUGUUUCAGGAAACCUUUUAUGUUACUUUUACUUCAUGUAUUUUUUAAAGAUUUAGUUUCUGCCACAGAAAUCUGUUUUGGGAUAAGUUUUAUUUUCGUUAAUUCAAUAAGAUUUAGAAUGGUAAUUUUAGAAAGCUGCUGGAAAUGAAGGUAAAAAUUUUACUUUGUCAUUGCUGAAGUUUCUUAGAUCAUAAUCUUUAUAUCUUUAGAGACCAUAAUUUGGUAAAAUACUCAUUUUUGUAAUGAUAGAUACUUAGAAACACUGGAAAUUUUCUUAAUCUCUGCAUGUGUUACAAUUCAGUGAUUACAUACAGUUAACUGUAAAGUGACAUCACUGUUAUUUAAACAAGAGAUAGCUAAGUGACAGUUUUGAUUUUUGUCAAUGUUGAAAGUCUAUGCACUUUUCAGCGUGAAAGCUUAUAUCCUUGAAUUCUGAUAUUUGCACACUUCUAUUCCAGACACUUCUAUACAGAGGUUUAGACUAAGAACAAUCUGGGGGAUGUUGUGAAUUUAGGGAAUGUUUCUCAUUUAGGAAGUGAGAAACAUUUUCCUUCUCUAAUUAGAGCAGGCUUAGCUAAUGUAAGAAGCAUGUAGGCAUUUUAUAAACAUAUUUCUUAGAAGAUGGACUAGUUGAAAUCACCCUUUUUAAAUUAGAUUCUGCAAGUCUUACCUUUGCUCCUAGGAGAAAAUCACAACAGAGUUGCUGAGACUUCUUUGUUCAAAUAAUAUGAAUGUAUUUUAUUCAUAAUAUAUUGUAGUUUAUAAGGAAUGGUAUCUUCCUACACAUUAUUAAGCAUUAUUUUGGAAUAUGUUGAAUGUAUGGUUGUGUGUGACUCUUCAGAGCUUGAAGAUGUAUGACUUCUUCAGUUCUCUUCCCACAAGUAUGCUGAUAAAUUUUGUUAUGAAGUAUAACUAAGGAAGGUUUCUAUUUUUCAUUUUUUCUAGGAUAGUUGAUUUAGGAAAGAUGAAUAUUUCUUGGUACUAAAACCAUAAUUCCUCAUUCCUGAAUAUUUUUAGCCAAGAAAAAUGUAAGUUUUGUACUUGAGUUUUCAUAGCAGCUUUAUUCUCAAUAGCCAUUUGGAAAUAACACAAAUGCCCAUCAGCAGGUAAGUGGAUAACCAGGUUGUAAGAUACCCUUAUGUUAAAAUACGACUCCACAAUGACAGGAAACGUCUGCUGAUAAAUGCAGCAACAUGGGUGAAUAUCAGAAAAUGGCUAUGCUAAGUAAAAGAAACCAGACACAAGAGAACACACUCACUGUAUGACUGCAUUACAUGAAAACCUAGAAAAGUCAAAACUCUUAACAAGAGAAGGCAUAUCAGUGAUUGCCAGGGGCUGGGUAGGGGAACUCACUGUGAAAGGGAACAAAAGAAUGUUUUGAAGUGAUGCAGGUAUUCUGUGCAUUGGUGUAUUGACUGUGGCACUGAUACCAGACUGUAUACAUUUAUCGGAGCUCAUUGAGCUUGACACUUAAAAUCAUGGAAUUUUAUUUUGCUUAUGACUUAUAAUUCAAUAAAGUCGGACAAAUGAAAAAAAUAUAUUAUUAGGCAUAUAGGAGCAAAUGUUCAAUAUACUUCAGUUUGCCUUUUACAAUAAAAAGGCACUACCAUAUAGAUAUGCCAA
Messenger RNA from Odocoileus virginianus texanus, 3437 nucleotides. It is a transcript of the gene CPOX, whose product is annotated as coproporphyrinogen oxidase. Gene Ontology annotation, cellular component: cytoplasm. The record is from RefSeq and is a predicted model, not a curated record. Gene Ontology annotation, molecular function: coproporphyrinogen oxidase activity. Lineage: Eukaryota; Metazoa; Chordata; Mammalia; Artiodactyla; Cervidae.